AUGGCUCCUUCAACUUGCGUUGCACUUAUUGGUACCUGUGAUACGAAAUUGGAAGAGUUGCUUUUUCUACAUGAGAGCAUUCAGCGGAAUGAUGCCAGUGUAGUUGUUAUUGAUGUGGGCCGCAAACCCAUCGACCACGAAGCUAUCGAUAUUACUCAACAGCAACUAUUGAAAGAUUUUGGUAAUGGGGAAAAGGUCAGUGAUCUGCCACGAGGCAAGGUCAUCAAGGCCAUGGCGGGCUGUGCUACAAAAGCCGUUAAGAAGCUUUAUGAGGAAGGCAGAAUUCAUGGAUUGAUCAAUGCAGGUGGCUCGGGUGGUACAUCGCUGGCUGCAGAAGUGAUGAGGAAUGCUCUACCAAUUGGCUUUCCGAAGCUAAUUGUUUCAACCGUAGCGAGCGGUGACACCGGCCCAAUCGUUGGAGAAACGGAUAUCACGAUGAUGUACAGCGUUGUUGACGUGGCUGGUUUAAACCAAGUUCUUCGAAAUGUCCUCAGCAACGCUGGAGCUGCCAUUGCCGGAAUGUCUCGGACAUAUGCAUCGAAGAGUAGGGAUACAGCUCAACUGCAGAAGAAACGUGUUGGCAUCACAAUGUUUGGUGUCACCACCCCAGCUGUGGACGCGAUUCGAAGGCAUUUAGAAGCCAACUACGACAUUGAAACAUAUGUGUUCCAUGCCACAGGGCACGGCGGGAAGGCCAUGGAGCGACUUGUUCGAGAAGGAGGUCUUGACGCAGUGCUCGAUCUUACAACAACAGAGAUAUGCGAUCACCUUACCGGCGGUGUCAUGAGCGCAGGAGAACAUCGCUUAGAAGCUGCUGCAGAGGCUGGAAUACCAACUGUUGUAUCUGUGGGUGCUACAGAUAUGACGAAUUUCGGCCCAAAGAGUACCGUUCCGGAGCGCUACAAAGACCGCAAGCUGUAUGAGCAUAACCCAGUUGUGACGCUGAUGAGGACAUCAGAGAGUGAAGCCAGACAAGUUGGUGAAUUCAUUACGAGUCAGUUGAAGAAACAUGCAAAGGAUCCACAGGCGGUGCAGAUUUGGCUUCCAAAGGGAGGAAUCAGCAUGAUUGCAACACCAGGAGGGCCAUUCGAAGACACGAAAGCCGAUACUGCGCUCUUCAAUGCUAUCAACAAUGGCCUCCAAGGAAGUGGAAUUGAUAUCGUGGAAGACGACCGAGCAAUCAACGACGAAGGAUUCGCGCAUGAUAUCGCCAAGGCUUUGGCUGCAAAGAUGGGUAUUGAGCGUAAAACCACCUGA
Bipolaris zeicola 26-R-13 is the source of this 1257-nucleotide messenger RNA. RefSeq lists its product as uncharacterized. The transcript has a single exon. Bases 1 to 1257 code for a protein of 418 amino acids. The record is from RefSeq and is a predicted model, not a curated record. NCBI's taxonomy places the organism in Eukaryota, Fungi, Ascomycota, Dothideomycetes, Pleosporales, Pleosporaceae.